Messenger RNA from Helianthus annuus (common sunflower), 922 nucleotides. Its product is annotated as transcription factor MYB72. Lineage: Eukaryota; Viridiplantae; Streptophyta; Magnoliopsida; Asterales; Asteraceae. The transcript has 3 exons. The coding region runs from base 10 to 747 and encodes 245 amino acids. The record is from RefSeq and is a predicted model, not a curated record.
AGAGAAGAGAUGACGAAGACACCAAGUUUUGAUAAACAUAGAGUGAAGAAAGGUGCAUGGAAUGAAGAUGAAGACAACAAACUAAGAGCCUACAUCCAAAGAUACGGCCACUGGAACUGGCGUUUACUUCCUAAGUUUGCUGGCUUAUCUAGGAGUGGGAAGAGUUGCAGGUUGCGAUGGAUGAAUUAUCUUCGCCCAAACAUAAAACAUGGAAAUUUUACAAAAGAAGAAGAAGAUACCGUCCUUGAGUUACAUGAGAAGCUUGGUAACAAAUGGUCAGAAAUUGCUUCAUAUUUGCCAGGAAGAAGUGACAACGAAAUAAAAAAUCGCUGGCACACACAUUUGAAGAAACGAGCUAAAAAAGACCGAGAAAUGUUACAAAAUGAACAUGUCCGAACCGUCCAACCUGAUCAAGCUAGCACUAAAUUUGAAAACCCUGUCCAAAACUCAGAUUUAGAAUUUCAACAAGAUAUUGAAUCUUUAUUGGCCGAAUCAACACUAUGUACUUCAAGCACCAACUUAUCAUCAUGUUGGUUUAGUGGCUUUGAUUUAGCAUGUUCAAGUGGUUAUAUACCACAUGAAAUAGCUGAUUACACACCAACAUUCAGUUUCGGGACCAAUCCUUUUCUACCAGACAAUGAUAGCAUCCUAUCAUCAGGUGAUAACCGGGAAAUGAUCAUGUCUGACGAGUUUUUAUGGUCAUCCAUAGAUUCAUAUAUUGAAUACAAUGAUCAGUUUAUAAACUGAAGACCAUUGAAAAUUAAAUUAGCUAUUUGAAGGAAGGACUCGUGGAAUUGUUGGUGAGUCAAGGAAACCAGCAGGUCUUAAGUUAUUAGUUAUGGAAUAAGUAAUCAGUUGUUAUGAUCUUUUCUGUAUAUUUAUUUCUUUUCUAUGUAUAAGCAGUAGUUUGAUGAUCAAUAAA